AACACUGCAGUACAUGCGACCCUACAAGCGCUCUCAUCCUGUGCUCGUUUUUCUCCAACGCCAGCGACGACACGGAGGAAAACAGUCAUCUGGGUCUCGAUGUGAAGUGGCGGAGAAUAUUUUUACGCAUCCGGAAAUCCUAACUUUCCCUCACAACGCGAAGCAGCGGCACUGUGCAUUCCAGCAACAAGCGCAUCCAUUGAGGGUGUUUUCAGCCCAGCGGCUCGUGUGUUCGAAGUGCGUCAAAAUAGGUGAAAUCCUGGAACUGUGGACUACAUUCUUAUUCUACACAGAGCAGCCAAACGCUGGACUAAUAAAGACGUGUCUACAACAGCUUGUUUGAUGUUUUUAUGAUGGUCACACCCGUCAAGAAUUCAGGUGGCUAAAAUACGUUUUGCAGCUGACCCUGUCCACAGCGGUACAUUGCUUUGCUUCUGAGGCGCUACAACUCUCUGCUUCUCCAAAUUGGGUACGCGCCGACUGCCAUCCACUGCAGUUGCUGUGUGCGGCAUUUGUGGACUGCAAAGGAUUAGCAAAUAAAACAGCAUUCCCCUUGACUACGCAGUGGAAAGGUUUUCCCGAUCACAGACAUCACAGCAGAGCCAAAGGUGCGGUGGGGGCAAGGCUGCUCUCAGGUCUGAACAAACCUGUCGCCAUGGAUGUGGAUGAGGAGGAGAAUAUGAGUUCGAGCAGCACCGAUGUUAAGGAAAACCGAAACCUGGACAACGUGUCCUGCAAAGACGGGGUGGGAGUGGCUGAACAACUCCCCAAUGGAAGCGGCCUGGGCAGUCGAAAGCGCCCCCUAGAAGAGGGAAACAAUGGACACACACACUCCAAGUUCCGGGCCAAAAAGCGCAAGAAAACACCCGGGCCAGUCCUGCCCAAGAAUGCUCUGAUGCAGUUGAACGAAAUCAAACCAGGUCUACAGUACAAACUGCUGUCUCAGACAGGACCAGUCCAUGCACCAGUUUUUGUCAUGACAGUGGAGGUCAAUGGACAGAUGUUUGAGGGCAUGGGCCCAACUAAGAAGAAGGCUAAACUAAAUGCAGCAGAGAAAGCGCUGCGUUCCUUCGUCCAGUUUCCCAAUGCCUCUGAGGCACACCUGGCCAUGGGUCGGACACUGACGGUGAACACAGACUUUACAUCUGACCAAGCUGACUUCCCAGAUAUGCUCUUCAAUGGCUUUGAGACACCAGCCGCACCGGAUGAAUCCUUCUAUGUAGGCUCCAAUGGUAGCAGCUCCUUAAACUCACUAGGCGAGUACCCACUGCCCACACCACCUGGCAGCAACCUUGUCCAGGCCCCACUGCCCCCUCCAUCUGCUUUCAGCUCGCCCUCCAGCGGCAAAAACCCAGUCAUGAUACUCAAUGAGCUUAGGCCGGGCCUCAAAUAUGACUUUGUCUCAGAGAGUGGGGAGAGUCAUGCCAAGAAUUUUGUGAUGUCAGUAACAGUGGAUGCACAGACGUUUGAAGGUUCAGGGCGCAACAAGAAGCUGGCUAAAGCCCGGGCAGCGCAGGCCGCCCUCUCAGCUCUCUUCAACAUGCAGCUAGACCAGACACCAUCCCGGCAACCCAUACCAAGAGAGGGAUUACAGCUUCACCUACCCCAGGUUCUGGCUGAUGCCGUCUCUCGCCUGGUGGUGGAUAAGUUCAGUGAGCUGACAGACAACUUCACCUCCCCUCAUGCGCGACGGAAAGUCCUAGCGGGGGUCGUCAUGACAACAGGGACAGAUGUGAAGGAAGCACAGGUCAUUUGUGUCUCCACGGGAACUAAAUGCAUCAACGGUGAGUACAUGAGUGACCGUGGCCUGGCACUCAAUGACUGCCACGCUGAGAUAAUCGCCCGACGCUCGCUCAUCAGGUACCUCUACACUCAGCUGGAGUUCUUCCUCAGCAACAACAAGGAGGACCACCAAAAGUCGAUAUUCGUGCCGUGUGAGAAGGGAGGCUACAGAUUAAAGGACAACGUUCAGUUCCACCUCUACAUCAGCACCUCGCCAUGUGGCGACGCCAGGAUCUUCUCUCCACACGAGGCCGGAGUGGAAGACCAAGGAGACCGACAUCCCAACCGGAAAGCACGGGGCCAGUUAAGGACCAAAAUUGAGUCGGGAGAGGGCACCAUCCCUGUGAGGUCCAGCAACACCAUCCAGACCUGGGACGGGGUGCUGCAGGGGGAGAGGUUACUCACCAUGUCCUGCAGUGACAAGAUCGCAAGGUGGAAUGUAGUGGGCAUUCAGGGCUCUCUGAUGAGCUACUUCUCAGAGCCAAUCUACUUCUCCAGCAUCAUCCUUGGCAGCCUUUACCAUGCGGAUCACCUCUCAAGGGCCAUGUACCAGCGCAUCGCAGAGAUCGAGGACCUGCCCCAGCAGUUCACCCUCAACAGGCCUCUACUCAGUGGUAUAAGUAACGCAGAGGCCAGGCAGCCAGGGAAGGCACCCAACUUCAGUGUGAACUGGACGGUGGGCGACCAGGCCCUCGAGGUGAUCAAUGCGACCACAGGCAAGGACGACAUGGGUCGCGCUUCACGCCUCUGCAAGAACGCCCUCUACAGCCGCUGGGUGCGCCUACACUCCAAGCUGUCAUCCAUCUUGUGGAUCAAGAUGCUGAAGCCCAGCUCCUACCAUGAAGCCAAGCAGGCAGCCACAGAGUACCACUCUGCCAAGCAAGCGCUCAUCAAGGCCUUCCACAAAGCCGGCCUGGGGGCCUGGGUCAAAAAGCCCAUUGAGCAAGACCAGUUCACCCUCAGCUCCUGAGGGAGUCAAGGGACCAAGGGAUUCCUAAAGCCCCCACUCCUUCCCCCCCUGACCCAGGCCUGAAAGCAACAGAGUUCCCCAUUAACUACCAGCCCACAGAGACACUUACCUCCGUCCCAUGUGUCGGCACACACGUGCACUUUGUACUUGUGCGUAGUUUCACAAACCAUCCAUAGCUCAUCAUUCUCAUUCCUCAGAGGACCUCAGCCUCACCAUGUCCUUUCUUAUCAUAUUGAUUUGUGUCCUUUUAUUUUGAUGGAUGGUGUUUCUUCAUCGUCUUGUUUUGUGUUUUAAAACUGGAAUCCAUGGUUUUUACGCCUCCGAGUUUUAUGUUUCCCAGAGAAAUCGUGUUUUUAUGCCUUACAUGUGGAAGUCAUACAGUUUUGUCUUAUUUUCUUGAUCAAUGAGUGUAGCCAGUUGAGGUGUGAAAUGUAGCCUAGAAACACAGGAUCUUUGUUAACUAAAACCAAUGUGUAUGGACCUAAAAGAAGAUAUACUUGCUAAAAUGAAUAUGACCUUUAAUUUAAAGCUGUUCUUCAGGAUGUAAAUCUAGUACUGAAAAGAAAGAGAACUUUAAAUAAUUAUAUAACAUUUUAAUGUGUGUUAUUUGGUCCGUUCCUUAGAUGAGACUACAUGUUCCUAGCCCCUGUAUUAAAAAAAAAAUGUUACAAAA
Micropterus dolomieu (smallmouth bass) is the source of this 3425-nucleotide messenger RNA. It is a transcript of the gene adarb1b, whose product is annotated as adenosine deaminase RNA specific B1b. Bases 656 to 2752 code for a protein of 698 amino acids. Gene Ontology annotation, biological process: adenosine to inosine editing; RNA processing. The record is from RefSeq and is a predicted model, not a curated record. Gene Ontology annotation, cellular component: nucleolus; cytoplasm. Lineage: Eukaryota; Metazoa; Chordata; Actinopteri; Centrarchiformes; Centrarchidae. Gene Ontology annotation, molecular function: tRNA-specific adenosine deaminase activity; double-stranded RNA binding; double-stranded RNA adenosine deaminase activity. The transcript is spliced from 15 exons.